This is a messenger RNA of Onychostoma macrolepis, 4486 nucleotides long. It is a transcript of the gene atp8b5b, whose product is annotated as ATPase phospholipid transporting 8B5b. Gene Ontology annotation, biological process: phospholipid translocation; Golgi organization. The transcript has 28 exons. The coding region runs from base 271 to 3840 and encodes 1189 amino acids. The record is from RefSeq and is a predicted model, not a curated record. Gene Ontology annotation, cellular component: plasma membrane. NCBI's taxonomy places the organism in Eukaryota, Metazoa, Chordata, Actinopteri, Cypriniformes, Cyprinidae. Gene Ontology annotation, molecular function: ATPase-coupled intramembrane lipid carrier activity; ATP hydrolysis activity; magnesium ion binding.
ACUAACCCCCUCCUUAGGCCACAACUGCAGCUGCUGGCUCCACCCAGCCCUGGAAACCUCUUUCUGACGUCAGGUUACACCCUUAACUUUCACCUGUACUCUAAAGAAGGGGCCUCGUUUGCUGUUGCAUUAUGGGAACUGUAGUGAGGUUCUGCGUGUUCUUUUCCACGCAUGUUUAUGGGGUGGUGGUUUAUUCUGAAACGCUGCUGUUUCUCUAGGGAUCCUGGAUGGCAGACGUGUGACUCAGUGUAAUGAUGUGAUCAGAGAAACAUGGGCUCUCUGCUGUCUGCGUGUGGAAUUAACGCCAAGAAAAAAAAAGUAGAAGAGGAGAGGCAUUUGCGAGCUAAUGACAGGGAAUUCAACCUGUCGUUUAAUUAUGCUAACAAUGCCAUCAAGACCUCCAAGUACAACGUGUUCACCUUCCUCCCUCUCAAUCUGUUUGAGCAGUUUCAAAGACUGGCCAAUGCCUACUUUGUCUUUCUUCUCAUCUUACAGCUGAUUCCUCAGAUCUCGUCUCUGUCCUGGUUCACGACUGUAGUUCCACUUCUGCUGGUGCUGUCUAUAACUCUAGCCAAAGAUCUCUCUGAUGACAUUACCAGACACAAGAAUGACAAACAUGUGAACAACAGAAAAAUAGAAGUGCUCAUUAAUGGAGAGUUGAAGAGUGAAAAAUGGAUGAACGUUCAAGUGGGUGACAUUGUCAAGCUGGAAAACAAUGAGUUUGUCACAGCAGAUUUGUUGUUACUCUCUAGUAGUGAACCUCUCAACCUCAUCUAUAUUGAGACGGCUGAGUUGGACGGGGAGACCAACCUGAAGGUGAAACAGGCUCUGACAAUCACAGGAGAUUUGGGCAAUGACAUCCAGAAACUUGCAGCAUUCAAUGGUGAGGUGCGCUGUGAGCCUCCAAACAACCGUCUGGAUAAGUUCACAGGAACUCUGACGGUGGGAGGAGAGACAUUUGCUCUGGAUAACGAGAGGAUCCUGCUCAGAGGAUGUACCCUCAGAAACACUGAGUGGUGCUUCGGCCUGGUGGUGUUUGGAGGUCCUGACACAAAACUCAUGCAGAACUCUGGCAAAUCCAUUUUCAAGAGAACCAGCAUUGAUCAUCUCAUGAAUUUCCUGGUGAUGUUUAUUUUUGGUUUUCUGGCCUUCAUGUGCACCAUCUUGUCCAUCGGGAAUGCCAUUUGGGAAUACCAAGAAGGGAAUUCCUUCAUUACUUUCCUCCCCAGAGCUGAUGAGGCGAAUGCAGCUCUCUCAGCAUUUCUCACCUUCUGGUCCUACGUCAUCAUCCUCAACACUGUGGUUCCCAUCUCUCUCUAUGUCAGUGUUGAGAUCCUUCGUCUGGGGAACAGUUAUUUCAUUGACUGGGACCGUAAAAUGUACCACGUCAAGAGUGACACACCAGCCCAGGCCAGGACGACUACUCUCAAUGAGGAGCUGGGUCAGAUCAAAUAUAUCUUCUCUGAUAAGACGGGAACUUUAACCCAGAACAUCAUGACCUUCAACAGGUGCUCCAUCAAUGGAAAAUCAUAUGGUGAGGUUGUGGACUUUGCCGGGCAGAGAGUUGAAGUCACUGAGAAGACAGAGAAAGUUGAUUUCUCCUGGAACUCUCUUGCCGACCCAAAGUUCUGUUUCCAUGACCACAAGCUGGUGGAAGCAGUAAAGUCAGGCUCUCCAGAGGUCCGGGCCUUCUUCCGCCUGCUGGCACUCUGCCACACUGUCAUGCCUGAGGAAAAAACAGAAGGAGAGCUAUUUUACCAGGCUCAGUCUCCAGACGAGGGGGCUCUGGUCACCGCAGCAAGGAAUUUCGGCUUCGUAUUUCGUUCUCGUACCCCAGAGACAAUCUCUCUGGUGGAGAUGGGAGUGCCCACCACCUACGAGCUACUAGCUGUGCUGGACUUCAACAACGUCCGCAAGAGGAUGUCUGUUAUUGUUCGUAGUCCAGAGGGCAAGCUGACACUGUACUGUAAGGGAGCCGACACAAUUAUCUACGAGAGGCUGCAUCCAUCAUCCUCCAAACGCAUUGAGGUCACCACAGAACAUCUUAACGAAUAUGCUGGAGAGGGUCUGAGGACAUUGGCUUUGGCCUAUAAAGACUUAGAUGAGGACGAGUUUGAGAAAUGGAAAGAGCGCCACCAUGAGGCCAGCAUUGCACUGGAGGACCGUGAGGCAAAACUGGACACAAUUUAUGAAGAGAUUGAGAAAGAUUUACUGCUCCUUGGUGCUUCUGCAGUUGAGGAUAAACUUCAAGAUGGCGUGCCUCAGACCAUUGAGCAACUCGCCAAAGCUGACAUCAAAAUUUGGGUGUUAACUGGAGACAAACAGGAGACGGCUGAGAACAUUGGUUAUUCUUGUAAUAUGCUGCGAGAGGAAAUGAAAGAGAUCUUCAUAAUGGCUGCCAACACAGCAGAGGAAGUGCGAGAGGAGCUUGUGAAUGCCAGGAAAAAGAUGUCACCAGAAUCAGGGGAUGAGCCUCCUAUUGAAAAGAGCAGAUUUCUGGGUAAAAAAUCUCAGGUGGUGGAAGACGAGAAGGUUGAUGGAGAGUACGGACUGGUAAUUAACGGCCACAGUCUGGCAUUUGCUCUGCAGAAGGACAUGCAGUUAGAGCUCUUGAGGACCGCAUGUAUGUGCCAAACGGUCAUCUGUUGCAGAGUCACCCCUCUCCAGAAAGCUCAAGUGGUGGCACUUGUCAAGAAGCACAAGAAAGCUGUGACUUUAGCUAUUGGAGAUGGAGCCAAUGACGUCAGCAUGAUCAAAACUGCACAUAUCGGCGUUGGCAUUAGUGGGCAGGAGGGCAUGCAGGCGGUUCUCUCCAGUGACUUCUCCUUCGCUCAGUUCCGUUACCUCCAGCGCCUCCUGUUGGUCCAUGGCCGCUGGUCCUAUCUGCGCAUGUGUAAGUUCCUGCGCUAUUUCUUCUAUAAGAACUUCACCUUCACCUUCGUCCACUUCUGGUACGGCUUCUUCUGCGGUUUCUCUGCACAGACUGUGUAUGAUGAGUGGUUCAUUACGCUCUACAACCUGGUGUAUACGGCUUUACCUGUUAUUGGCCUCAGUCUCUUUGAUCAGGAUGUAAAUGACCGCUGGAGUUUCCAGUACCCCCAGCUGUACGCUCCGGGUCAGCUGAACCAGUAUUUCAGUAAGAUGGCCUUUGCAAGGAUCCUUCUGCACAGCUGCUAUAGCUCACUCAUCCUCUUCUUCGUCCCUUGGGCAGCCAUGUGCGACACCAUCAGAGAUGAUGGCAAAGACCUUGCAGAUUAUCAGUCCUUUGCCCUGCUAGCGCAGACUUGCCUGCUCAUUUCCGUCAGCGUGCAGAUGGGUUUGGACACAUACUAUUGGACAGCAGUGAAUCAGUUCUUCCUGUGGGGUAGUCUGUCAGUGUAUUUUGCUGUCACCUUCACCAUGUACAGCAACGGCAUGUACUUGAUCUUCACGUCGUCUUUUCCUUUCAUUGGCACUGCAAGAAACUCACUGAACCAGCCGAACGUGUGGCUGACCAUCUUCCUGACCACCAUAUUGUGCGUAUUACCUGUGGUGGCAAAACGGUUCCUCUUCAUCCAACUCAAGCCCACUAUCAAUGACAAGGUGCGUCAUAAGGUCAGACAGGCCAAAGCUGUGCCUCCGCCACUUCCUCGCAAAUUCCCUCGACGACGAAUCAGUACGCGGCGAUCUGGUUACGCCUUUUCUCAUGCUCGCGGUUAUGGAGACCUUGUCACCUCUGGACGUUUCCUGCGUAUUCCAGUUAAGAGCAGACCAGCUCUUUUCCCUCACACUGACACGCCGGUGUCUGACAGCACACCUCAGACUUAUCGAACCAUCUUCGAGGAGGCUCAGAGUCCCUAAAGCUUCUUAUUCUGUUGUAUAUGUACUUGUGAUGACUUGCCGUGCAGCUUGAUUUCACCUUCAGCAUUGGUAAUAUUUAAAUAAUAAAGAAGAGAGAUUCUUGGAGGGGCUUAAAAAUAUUUCACAUAUGAGUAAGAGAGAUUGUGAAGUGAGGCUGUGAAGCUCUGAAUCAAUAAGAAGCUGGUUUUAGCUGUGAUUAGUGGCUGAAAAUCAUGUUAUAAAACUUGAGAGAGGUUUCUUAAUGUGGUAUUAACAGCACCAAUGCACACAUUAACACUUGACAAUAAAAUCACUCAUGUGGUUUCUCGUGUAUUAAAACCAGAGGACAUAAUAAAUGUAUUUUUUUUUUAAUUUUAGGACAUUAAACGUUCAUCUCGCCGUUAGUCUGUCCACAUAAAAAGAGGCCUAGAGAUUAUUCAAGAAGAGCUUCAUACAAGCAGAUUUCAUGUGCUUUUAAUUGUGUAUGACAGUUUCAUAGAUGUUUUGUAUGUUUCUUUUAUUAUGUUUUUUUUUUAUCAAUGAAUACUUGAAAUGGUCACCAAAAUGCUUUGAUUUGACAUACUUUAUCAUGUUUUGUACAAAGAUGCAAAUGUGCCUCGAUUAGUGAUAAAUACAAUAAAAUAAUAAAAUACAAAACCUUAAAAAC